AUGGAUAUGAGUGCAAUGACCGAACACAUCGACCUGUCGAGCGGUUGGCCCAACCCCGCCCUCCUCCCCGCCAACCUACUCCGCACCUCCGCCACAGAGGCCCUCUCCAACCCCUCCGUUAAAGACACAGCCCUACAUUACGGGGCCGAUGAAGGCUAUGAUUCUCUACGCACACACAUUGCAGAGUGGCUGAGCACCUUCUAUCAGCCUUGCGCUCCAGUCACCGCCCCACGUGUCUGCAUCACCGGCGGCGCGAGUCAGAACCUGGCCUGCGUCCUCCAAGUGUUCACAGACCCCAUCUACACCCGCAAUGUCUGGAUGGUGGCACCGACCUAUUUCCUGGCCGCGCGCAUACUAGACGACGCCGGCUUCGCCGGCCGCCUACGAGGGAUCCCAGAAGAUGACGAAGGCAUCGAUCUAGAAUUCCUGGAAAAGGGUCUUCAGGCCGCAGAGGCAACAGCCCAACAAGAUGGCAAUACCCAUCCAGUAGGACAUGACCCGCGCGUGGACCUCACUGUGAAGCUGAAACCCGCCAGGCCCUGGCGCAAGAUCUACAAGCAUGUCAUCUAUGCGGUGCCGACGUUCGCGAAUCCCUCUGGUAAGAUCAUGUCGCUGCGGCGGAGGGAGGGGCUGGUCCGGAUUGCCCGGCGUUACGAUGCACUCAUCCUCACGGAUGAUGUGUAUGACUUCUUACAGUGGUCUCCGACGCCUGGUGGACCGUUUCCCGAUCGGGCGUGCGUCCCGCGCAUCGUCGAUGUCGAUCGGUACCUGGAUGGUGGCCCAGUCGAUGAAUGGGGACACGCAAUAAGCAAUGGUAGCUUCAGUAAGCUAAUCGGUCCAGGUGUCCGCACUGGCUGGGCCGAGGCGUCGGAUAAGCUGGCCUACGGAUUAUCGCAGACUGGCUCUUCGCGAUCAGGUGGCGCUCCUUCACACCUAACCGCCGCCAUCAUAGACCAGCUCUUCCCAACUGAAAUCACUGCGCAUCUCCAGAACCAGCUUAUCCCCAGCUACGCAAGCCAGUACCACACUUUGGUUUCUGCCAUCCACGAGUAUCUAGUUCCGUUGGGCGUUACAGCGUAUCCACCCGGCGCCGUGUCCGGAGGCUACUUCAUCUGGCUUAAACUACCGGAAGGACUGAACGCCUCCCAAGUGGCUGAGCAAGCGCAAGAGGCGAAAGUCCGAGUAGCCUCCGGUGUCGCGUUCCAAGUGCCCGAUGAUCCGAGUGAUACCCCAGCGGUAUUUGGGGACCAUAUACGCCUCUGCUUUGCGUGGGAAUCGUCGCGGCACUUGACGGAAGGCGUGCGUAGACUAGCGCGCGUUUUGGAGCGUAUGAAGAACGGUACUGUUACUCGUACGCAAUAG
Penicillium salamii is the source of this 1362-nucleotide messenger RNA. The record is from the annotation of a GenBank genome assembly. NCBI's taxonomy places the organism in Eukaryota, Fungi, Ascomycota, Eurotiomycetes, Eurotiales, Aspergillaceae.